Molecule: messenger RNA, 369 nt
Organism: Protopolystoma xenopodis
Lineage: Eukaryota; Metazoa; Platyhelminthes; Monogenea; Polystomatidea; Polystomatidae
Source: the annotation of a GenBank genome assembly
AUGGUCACCUAUUCUCAACGCCCCUCACAACGAACUUUCAGUCUGAUAGUCCGAUUUAAUCGGCUUCCUGGACACCAAGCAGCCGUCUAUCUUGCCAGUCAGACAGUGAAGCACACCGACUUCGUUAAUAUUAGCAAUAGCAGCGUGUCCGCUAGUGCCACAAUGCCUGGCUCAAAGGGAUCUGCUUCCGGCGUUUGUAGUAAUCCAGUUACCUGCCUCACGGAGAUGGACAUAGAUGCUUUGACUUCUCACAUAAGUAGCUACACUCUGGGCGAGGUCUGCAGAUUGAGCGAAAGUAUCAUCCUUGAUAGUACUGAGUGGCAGCCUGGACAAGGUCUGAUAUUCACUGUAAGCUAUCAUUAUAACUAG